Molecule: messenger RNA, 934 nt
Organism: Xenia sp. Carnegie-2017
Lineage: Eukaryota; Metazoa; Cnidaria; Anthozoa; Malacalcyonacea; Xeniidae
Product: neuronal acetylcholine receptor subunit alpha-7-like
Exons: 3
Coding region: 17-934 (305 amino acids)
Biological process (GO): chemical synaptic transmission; signal transduction; nervous system process
Cellular component (GO): membrane; synapse; neuron projection
Molecular function (GO): transmembrane signaling receptor activity; extracellular ligand-gated monoatomic ion channel activity; neurotransmitter receptor activity
Source: RefSeq, a predicted model, not a curated record
UGGAGAAGGUGAAAAGAUGUACGACCUUAGUUAUCAAGCCAGAGUGCAAUCUAAUGGCAACGUCAGUUUGUCUGCUCCUCUUCUCUUGCAGUCCGUGUGUCAAAUGGAUAUCAAAAAUUUCCCGUUUGAUAUUCAAAAAUGUAAAUUAAGAAUUGGCUCCUGGACAUACGAUAGCUCUGAUUUGGAUUUAGAAGAAUCGAAGGAGACCGGCGGCAUCAUUAUGAAUCACAUGGAAUCAAAUUCUCUUUGGAAGUAUAAAUCAGUGAAGGUUACACGUUCCUCCAUUAACUACACGUGUUGUAAAUUUCCAUUCCAUGACCUUACAUACACUUUUGAAUUUCAAAGAAAAUCGCUAUAUUACAUCUUGACGAUAAUAAUCCCAACAAUGUUGCUGUCAGCUCUGACCUGUAUCUCGUUUUGUUUUCCUGCCAACUCUGGUGAGAGGAUAUUGCUUUUGAUCUCAGUUGUGAUUGGUCUAUUUGUGAUUAUGAUUGUUGUGAACGAGCGGACACCAGUCACCUCAGACUCUAGACCUAUGUUAACCUUAAUUUUUAUCUGUGUCCAAAUGUCUAUAUUUAUAUCACUUCUUGCAAGUGCUUUUAUUUUGCGACUGAAUCACGGCCCAUAUCCCGAUCCUUUGCCAACGGGUCCCAAAGAUUUCUGUAAACAGUUGGGGAAGUGGUUAAUACGUUGUUGCAAAAGUAUUCACAAUCAGCAGAAGCAGAAAGGGUGCAAGAAAACGAACAACACUACUGAUAUAAUAUUGAGUGAACCGAUGAGAAUCACCAAUCUUGAAGGAAAUAUAAAUGGUGCCAUUGAUUCGAGCGAGCAGCCAUCAACCUCUCAUGCAGAAAAUGGAAAAUCGGUUGAGUUCUUAGUGGUUUUCUUUAUCUUUUUCUUUGUUAUUUUUGGUUAUUGGCUAUUUUCAAUAUAA